Messenger RNA from Gadus chalcogrammus (walleye pollock), 5432 nucleotides. RefSeq lists its product as uncharacterized. The transcript has 13 exons. The record is from RefSeq and is a predicted model, not a curated record. The coding region runs from base 1 to 3204 and encodes 1067 amino acids. NCBI's taxonomy places the organism in Eukaryota, Metazoa, Chordata, Actinopteri, Gadiformes, Gadidae. Gene Ontology annotation, molecular function: protein binding.
AUGUGGCCCUUCCAGAGAAAACAUCCCAUAAUGACAGUCUCAGAGAAGAGCGUCUUUAUUCACGGCUCCAGCAGCCGCGGCAGCAGCCGUCUACGUCUGCAGAAAACGGCCAGCGCCGGAGAGCAGAGAGCAGCGCUGAUUAAAGAUGGAUGUGAGACUCGUGUCAGGAGGCCCCUGGGCCGGCUGCCAGGACUGUCAGCCGCUCAGGUGUCAGCGGCUGGCCGCAGCAACGGCAGCAGAGAACCGGAGAUCAGCAGGAGGAUCACGUCCUCCCGGGGCGAAAAGGCUGCACUCACCGCGGCACACCUGGUCCAGAACAAACAGGAAGUUCUCCGUCACACUGAGGCGAUGGCGUCUUCUGGAGCCGAGUCGCCACGACGACGCACUUUGAGGAGGACCACCGGCGGCAGAACCCUGCUCCAGGACCUCCUCCACAAGGGAGGCUCUCACGCCCCAGGUGAGUUGGGCAGGGAGCCCAGGCUCAUCCAGUCCAUAGCCGGUCUGAUGAGGGGCAAGGGUCAGCUGCUGCUCCUGGAGAGACCUGAUGCUGUGGAGGUCUACAAGCUUAACAAGCCCCCGGUCCGUUCAAAGGGAGCUGCUGCCGACCAGUUGUACCUGCCGAGGAUACCGAGAAGGCCCUCAAACCUGGCCUCGCUCAGGGCGUCCCUGAGCAACUCCUGUCCCUACCUGUGCGACCAGCGAAGGGGCAGUGUGUCCUCCAUGUGCUCCCAGAAAACCGUCAACUGGGAUAAAAAGACGAGCGGCCUGAAGGCCCUGGCUGAGGCUAAGAAGUCCAACGUCACUGUGACGAUGACCUACCUGGGGCUGCGCAACGCCCACUCCGGCUCAGGCACCUUACAGGACGAGCUGCGGGUCCUCCAGCAGGUGAACGGGGGGGAGAACCUCUGCGUGUUCAAAGGCCUGGUAACACCCGGAGAGCAGUUCCAGUUCCUGUCCCAGAGACACCGGGGCUACCCCUUCAGCGCCACCAUGUACGUCAACGGCCUGAUGGCCGCCCGCAUCAGCUCCUGCUGCGAGUACCGCUACUCCCCGGGCUUCCAGCAGGGCCAGCGGAGCUGCUUCAGACUGGCCUGGCUCUCCGGGGGAAUGCCCUGCCACAGAUGUACAAGUCUCCGAAACAAAUACGGCUCCUGCCAGCAGCUGAACAAUGGCACAAAGGAGAAUUUAAUUCCCCCGCUAGACCGGAACGCUGGCAAAGCCCCCGAUGAGGAGCAUCACUCAGCCCCCCUGCUCCUCCCCGCCGCAAAGCCGGAGAAGAAGAAGAAGAAGACGUUGAGGCAGAGGACACGGGAGCACAGCCGGGAGGCCAGCUGUCCGUCCAGCGACAGCGAGGAGGACCCCGCGCCCGCAGCCGCCAAACGUCCCUCCAAGCCCAAGAGACGCAAGGGCCGCCCCGGUCCGAGGGAGGGCAAGGGUGGGACGGGGGGCAGUAAGGCGGACCCCAAGGAGACUCAGGUGCUGGGGGGCUACGACGGCAGAACCGCGACUCACAAACAGGUCCAAACAGACCAGGAGUCCCCCGGUCAGGGCAGGACCCCGCGGGCCAGGAGGGGGGUGGUGGACUCUGGGAGAGGGGUGGUGGACUCCGGGGGUCCGCAGGACAAGGAAGCCCUGACGAGGCACAAAGCGGGAAGAAAGACGGAGCCCGGAACAAAUGAGAAAAGCAGAGAUGGGGAUGGAACCAAGGACUACUAUGAAGAGUGUUUGGACAUGAGUGCAGCGCUGGAGCGGCGCCCAAACCAACACAACUGGUUCAAGGCAAACAUCUUGGAGCGAUGUCGUCUGAAGAAGCGCCUGGCAGCAGGCCCCCCAGGGACCAGCUCAGACCUGGAGCCCAGCGAGUGUGAGAGCGAGGAAGAGGUUCCCCCUGAAGAAGAGCCAGCAGAACCAGAGGUGGAAGAACCCCCACCAGAACCAGAGGUGGAGGAACCCCCACCAGAACCGGAGGUGGAGGAACCCCCAGCAGAACCAGAGGUGGAGGAACCCCCAGCAGAACCAGAGGUGGAGGAACCCCCACCAGAACCGGAGGUGGAGGAACCCCCACCAGAACCAGAGGUGGAGGUUCCCCCAGCAGAGCCAGAGAACCUGGGAGAAGAAGAUCUGCAGACACAGCUUGACGCCAUGAUGGCGGUGCUGAACGCGUCGGACGAGGUGGAGCAGCUGGUGCUGAGGAACACGGGCCUGACGGACGACCUGCUGUGGAACCUGGUGGAGGUCCUGAAGAGGAGCCCCUCCGAGGUCACCCUGCUCAACCUCAACCUCAACCGCAUCGGCCCGUUCGGAGCCCACGUCCUACUGGACCUGGUCAGAGCCAAGCCCCAGGUCCAAGGGAUACACAUAUUCGGAAACAAACUGCGCGACUACGGCGUCCAAAUCCUGGUGAACGGGAUAGUGGAGCUGCAGGAGCAGACGGCCAGCGAAGCAGUCCUCCAAGACAGCAUGCUCCUCCAGUCAGACCAGCUCCUCCAGUCAGACCAGGACCUCCAAUACACCAUGCCCCUACAGUCAGAGCAACACCUCCAACAAGCCAUGCUCCCUCAAUCAGAGCAGCUCUUCCAGUCAGAGCAGCUCCUCCAACACACCGUGCCCCUUCAGGCAGAGCAGCACCUCCAACAAGCCAUGGCCCUUCAGUCAGAGAAUCCCCUCCAGUCAGAGCAGCACCUCCAACACACCGUGCCCCUUCAGUCCGAGCAGCAGGUGAACCCGGACCUCCUCGUCAGCCUGAGCGCUACGUGGGGCUCUCUCAGCAUCUUCACCCUGCUGGAGCUUGACAUCGGUGGGAACGGCCUCGCCAGCGACGGGCUGCGGCUGCUGGCGGCGUACAUGAGACACUACUCCUCCCUGCAGUACCUGGGCCUGGCGCAGACCAGCGGGGCUGACCUCGCCGCGUGGAAGGAGCUGUUUGACAGCCUCAAGGAGAACAGCUCGCUCACUCACAUCGUCCUGGACGAGAGCAGCCUGGGGGACCCGGGGGUGCGGAUGCUGGCCGACGUGCUGCGGGUCAGCGUCAGCCUCCGGCAGGUGGACCUGGACAGGAAUGGCAUCAGUGACGUGGGAGGGAACGACCUCAUGGGGGCGUUGCUCUGCAGGACUCAGUGUCCACUGAGCCAUCUGAGCCUUCAGGAGAAUGACAUCACCCCGGGACUCAUGAGACGCAUACAGGAGGAGGUGAAGAAUACCUGACACCAAACGACUCAACGAUGACGAGUAACAUGUAGUUAAAGGUGCUGCAGGAAAGGUUUUUGAGUGACAGUAGAUAAUAUUUGCCACCCUCUCUGCUCCCUCCCGCCCUGUGUUUCUCUGUCAUUGGGAAGGGAUGCAUUCACUCCCCUUUGAUUGACAGGCAAAAUGUUUUUCCUGAACCAAUCAAGGAAGAGCUGUCCUCCGAAUCGGUUCCAUACAGAUGCAGGUGCAGUUAACCAGAGAAGAUAUUUCACAGGGCAUUCAACCGCUGCCUUUAUAACUAAUUAAAGUCAAAUGAUGGUUCUUAAAUAAUGCCUGCAGUACCUUUAAAUGUAAAUGAAUGUACUGCAAUACACAUUGUUCAAAGAGUAUUCAUAUCUUCACAUUAAUCCCCAAAAUCAAAUAUGCUGCAGUGAUCCGAUGUAAAAUAAAUACCUGAAUCUCCUGCUUCUAGGCCACGGGUUCUCAUAGCGCCCCUGAUCCCCGGAUACUAAUCCCAGAUAAGCCCCUCAAACCAGAGAAACCAGAUCAUUCAUCAAGUAUGACAGGAUGUCUUAGGGGAUGUGUCCCACAACCUAUACCCAGGUCCUCAGUUCCCCCCCUUGGCAGGGCCGUGAAACGACCCAGUUCAUGACAGUGGCCGCCUCUAACAACCCGGAGAAUGUUCUUUUUCACCAAUUACCACGUCUCAGACCGGAAAAACAUUAGUACGAUUUGUUGUUCAGAAAGUGCCAGGAAAGAAUUCAGCUGGCGCUGGUCUUGGUCCUCCUUGACUAGAAUGCUGCCAGUUACAACCCGCCAGUCUGUGCUGAGGCUCCCAGCAUCGGCUCAAGUGGAGCCCACAGGAAAACACAGAUCUCCUGCUGCUUCCUCUGCAUGCCCAGCCCAGGACGUACAGCGUCCUGUAGGGUAGAGCCAGGCCUCAUUCAGACAAUGUUUGAAUUAGACUCAUUUGCAGUCUGGAUAGCCUUGAAGAGAGCACUCCUAUUUAGAUGUGAUUCUGGUUGAACGCAGCUUCUUCUUCCUCUUAUUCCUCCUGCUUCUUGAUUACAAGGAAUUGAUUGAUUUCAAUAAUUUGAUUUUCACAAGUUCACUGUAGUAAUAAGACCUCCGAUCUGAGAUCAGUCCCCUGUCUGGUGAUCUGUAGUCAACACACCGCCAUUCCAGUCAGAGGUGUGGAGAAACUAGGGCAACUACACACACACACACAACUACACGACGCCCUCGGGUCGUUGUUCUUUCAACGACGACAAUUUGAUAAUAACCUUACGGGUGAUCAAAGCUUGUCAUGGCAGGAAAGAUCCCCACCGAAUGCUCAGAAGGCUGCCAAUAGGGCUGAAACCUAUCCCUCCACGUUUCAUCUCCAGUCUCAUGGAUUAACUCCCCCAGUGAUAACAGUCCUCUGGAACAGCUUUGCCCCGGAUGACAGACAAAUUAGUCUGGAGCACCUGAGGAUUACAAAACCCAGUCGCAGUUUCAGCGGCUAAAAUAUUAAACUCUGCAGUGUACCAUAGACCUAAUUCACCUAGAACGUUCAUAAGUAGAAAGUUAUAUGCUAACCCUUACCCUCUUAUCCUAGCUAUCUUUGUUGUAUACAGGGAAUGGGUUAACCUAACAAUUGUUAGUGCUUGCCACUUGGUUCUAUCAACAUUCUGACUAUACCAACAGCGGUAUAUUGUUGUUCCUCCUUUUUCUGACAAAAGUACUUAUUGUAAGUCGCAUUGGAUAACAACAUCUGCUGAAUUCCCUAAAUGUGAAUGUAAAUGUAAGUAACAUUUAGAUGGUUUGAUUGGGUUGUCAUGGUUUCCCCAAAAAUUCUGGAAAGUUUCCCCAACCAACCAACCAAUAUGGCCACUAGGGCAUAAGGGCCCUUUCCUACCAACAGAUGCAUGCAUGUGAUACAGUGCAGUUGUGGUGUGGCUGAUUCAGCCCUCUUCUGAUCAUUCGAGAACUUCAUUAACUCCCAUUGAUACUGAGAGUCGUCCGUUUACACCUGGACAUGGUGUGUAUCGAUAGCCUGCUGUAUUUCACUGCCUCCUGCAGCUCAGUGCAUCUUUUGUCUCUGGGACAACGUGACCUUAGAAUACCCUGAAAUUAACACUUCCCUGAAAAAAAUCCAGAUGCUAUUGCCACAAUGUUACCUGUUCCUUCUCGCUUUUAGAAUAAACACAGACAAAUGUUUAAGUGAAGUGGGUAUUGUGUAUGUUUUAUUUACUAUUCUUCAGUAA